AUGCCGGAACUUCCAGAGGUUCACCGUGCAGAGAGAGCUUGUAAUGCAAAUUUAGUUGGAAAACAAAUUGUUCAAGUUGAAACGCAAGAAGACAAGUUGGUCUUCUGUGGUAUAUCAAAUGAUGAAUUUGAACGUAGUUUAAUAAAUAAGAUCGUCAAAAGUACUGGUCGAUGGGGAAAAUAUUUCUAUUUUGAAAUGAACAAAAGUCCAAACCCUGUCUUUCAUUUUGGAAUGACUGGAAAUAUUAUUUUUAAAGAUCAAGGAGCAUUUUCUUAUCGUAAACCAUCCAAGAAUGAUCCAAAUGAAUGGCCUCCAAAAUUUUGGAAGUUUAUUCUUACAUUUAAGGACUCGCUUAAUAAACCUUCUGAAAAAGUUGUUAUGGCAUUCACUGAUGUACGUAGAUUAGCAAGAAUACGUCUGGUUACUAAUUCACCGUUGCAGGAUGAUCCUAUAUUAAGGUUAGGAUUUGAUCCUUUGCGAAACAUGCCGGACUUGAAGACAUUCAGUGGAUUGGUUUUGAAGAGAAAGUGCCCUAUCAAAGCUUUGUUAUUGGACCAACAAUUUUCUGCCGGGAUUGGCAAUUGGGUCGCAGAUGAAGUAUUGUUUCAAUCACAUGUACAUCCUAGUCAAUACACACAUACACUCAUAAAAGAACAAAUCAAUGCACUUCAUGAGAAUUUGGUAUAUGUAUGCAAAACAGCUGUUGAUGUAAAUGCUGAAUCGCGGUUGUUUCCUGACAAUUGGCUCUUUCAUUAUAGAUGGAGUAAAAGAGCAAAGAAUGGAGCGUUUAUGCCGGAUGGAGAGCAGAUUGUAUUUGAAACUGUAGGUGGAAGAACUAGUGCUAUUGUACCAAGUGUACAAAAGUUACCUGAAGAUAGGGUAGAACGGAUAAUAAUCAAGCGUUCACGUAUUUCUAAGGAUGUAGAACCUAAAAGGUCAACGCGUCAAAAACGUAAAACCACAACAGCUCAGGAUGAUCCUUUGUCUAGUAGUCAACCGGUCACAAAACAUGUUAAAUCACCUAUCCAAGCAGUUGGUAAGAAACGUAAGAUUGUCACGAUUCUUGAUGAUGCAGAUGAUGAUACUUCGACAAUCAAACCAGACAAUGAAACAAUUCAAAGCCAGCAACACUAUUACCAUCAACCACAACCUCAUUAUGGAUAUAUGCGCUAUGACGGAGGUUAUGAGUCUAUUCCUUUUGUGCAUUCGCAACUCUCUCAAAACUCAAUACCCACGCACUCUUAUCAUAUGCCUCAGCAACAGGAUCAAGUAGAACAACCAGUAGUACCGACACAACCUCUCCCGCAACCUCCUUCAAAUUUAAAUGUCUACCAACAGCAUUCAUCAUCUCAUUUUUCUCGGCAACAACAAUCUCAAGAACCUCAAUUAUUGCCUCAUCAAUUGUUGUGGUAUCUGGCGGAACAUUAUUUAAUAAAAGCAUCUGCAUUACCAACUUCAUCUUUAGUUAAUUUUCCAGCAUUAUCCUCACAACACCAGCAACAUAUAUUGGUAGCGAUCAAAUGUUUAGAAUCGGUUCUUACAAGUAUGAUGACUGGGAAUAAUUAUAUGUCAUUAGUAGACUUGAAAACACGCUUUAGGUUAAGUCAAAUUCUUUUUCGGUUUACUGAUAAUAUUAGAGAAGCAGAAAAUCAUUUACAAAAGGCGAUGUUACUUGCUCAAAAGCUUGAUAAUGUUACAGAACUCAAAUUCAAAAUGAUUGACCUUCAAUGUAACAUACUCAAAAGCACGAAUAAUCAUAAAGUAGCGAGAAAUCUUAUGAAAUCAAGUGCAUUUGAAGCAAUGGAGAGUAAUAUGCCAAAUUGGACAUAUCACUUUAUGUUAAAACGCUCAGAAUUUUAUUAUUCCGAGGGUGAUUUUAAUGGAUGUUUAUCGGUAUUAAAACAAGCGGAGACAAUGGCAGAUCAGAGAGGGGACGUUGAGAUGAAGGCUUGCCUUCUAAUUACAAUCGCUCAAUAUGCGUUUUCAAGUCAAAAUUAUCCAAUAGCGCAACAUGCUCUUGCUGAACUUUCAACGAUACAUAUAUCUGCUGCUCCAACAACUUCAAUGACUACAUAUUCGAAUGCUGCAUCAUCGGCAUCAAGUUUGCCGGUCAAGAUUCGUUGGUUAUCAAAAGCAGAGAUUUACACCCUUACAUUUUUAAUAUCGGGUAUAUGUAAUCGUGGAGAUAAUGCAACAACAAAAUCUACUUUAUUCUUAACAGAAGGAUUGAAGAUCGUUGAGAGGGAAAUUUAUUCAAAUGAUGAUAAUCAAUUGCCGGUUCAUGAGGUCAUCAAAUCUAAAAAAUUUUACGUUAUGCUAAAGGCAUACAUGCUUCAACACUUAGUUGAUUCUUUUUUGCUUAGGUCAGAAUUUAAUGAUGCCGAGAAAACUAUUGCGCAAUUGAUGAAUUGGGCAACCGCAUAUGAUUUAUGGGCGCAAUUCCAAGUACCAGUUACACUUGCACUUGGAAUGAUAAAUCAAUGUGUUGGUAAAGCCUAUGAAGCAAUGGAAUAUUAUAAAGAAGUAGAAAAGAUUGGAAUAAUAAUAGAGGAAAUAAAACAAGAAAUGAUGUAUCAAACGCAUCACAUAGAUAGCUUAAGAGCCAUGGUACACUUUUUGGAGGCAUUAUCGUGUGGCGAUUAUACACGAACAAAAGAACAUUUGGCAGAAACUUUAAAAUUAUCAUCAACAUCAUCCAAUAAUCAGCUUAAAGCUUUAACGCUUUCAGUUCUUGGUGCGAUAUUCUAUUCUACACAGAAUGAACAAGCGGAAAAGAUGUUAACCGCUGCAUAUUUGUUAUCAAAGAAUGCAAAUAAUGAUUUAGGAUGCUUUGUUUCGGGUCGUCUUUUAAAAGAUAUUUAUGAAUUUCGAUGCAUUCAUUCGAAACAAGCGGCAUUUAAUGAACAACAUGAGAUAAUAGUAAGUAAAACUCUCACAGAUUGGAGUGAAAAAAGUAGAGUAGUACUGGAUUUGGUGGAUGAUGAUGUUUCCAGUUCUACCUCCACAUUACAUCUUCAUAACGCUAAUGAAAGUAGUAGAAAUUCUUCUAGUACAAACAUUAUACAUAGCGUUCCUGGAGGAGGUGGAUAUGUAUAA
This is a messenger RNA of Funneliformis geosporum, 3096 nucleotides long. The record is from the annotation of a GenBank genome assembly. NCBI's taxonomy places the organism in Eukaryota, Fungi, Glomeromycota, Glomeromycetes, Glomerales, Glomeraceae.